AUGAUUGAAAAGAUUAUUUUUGGAAAAGUUGUAAAAGUAAAAUCAAAAAUUGGGGAAAUCCUAGAACAAAAAGAUACUACAACCAAAGAUGUAACAAUUAUGACAAGAGAUCUUGAAAAGAUCCUUGAAAAGGGAGAUAUGAUACCAGAAGAUAUUAGUAUGACAUUAGCAGAACAAUUAAAUGAAGAAUUACAAGAAGAAAAUCAUAAAGUUAGAGAAUCAUACAAUCAACUUAACAAAGAAUUUAAUGAUAUUAUUCCAUGUCAACAACAAGAAAUAGAAAGAUUACAAACCAGGGAACAAAUAUUAGAAAUGAAAUCAUCAUCAUUUGAAACAGAAAGAAACCUAUUAAGUAAUAGAAAUAAAAUAUUGAGAGAUCAAGUAUUUGAAAUGAAGGAAACUUUUAAGACAAGUACAUUGAAGUAUGAAGAAAAAAUUAAAGGAUUGAACGAAAUAUUGGAUGAAUUGAUAACAACUUUUGAAGCAAGGACACUAGAAUAUGAGACUAAAGUUAAUGAAUUGAAUGAAGAAUUAAAAGAAUUGAAAAAAUAUAAACAAAUAUCUCAAAAAAUAAUGAAAAUCUUCAAAAGAAGGAAAACACAAGAAAAAUAA
Messenger RNA from Acaulospora colombiana, 612 nucleotides. Lineage: Eukaryota; Fungi; Glomeromycota; Glomeromycetes; Diversisporales; Acaulosporaceae. The record is from the annotation of a GenBank genome assembly.